AUGUUUAACAAAUUUAUUAUGCUUAUUAUCAUUUCAGAUGGAAAUAACAACCAGAACAACCUGCUGCUACCAAACACUGCAAAGGAGAUGCAAUACGAACGGUACAUCGUGUACGGAGUAAUUCUUCUAUUCGUAGUGGCAGGAUUGCUUGUUGUGUUCUUCUACGUUUACCAAACCUACCAAGCCAACCAAACUGCACGCGCCAAUGAGGAGAUACUUUUCGGCAACAACUUCAUUUCGAAAUCGAUUCCAAACCUUGGUAACGGGCACAUGAUAAUCGAUCGGAGCAACUGGGGAGCCCAGCAGAACAUACGGGGACCGUACGAUCUGACCCAUCCCAUUCCGUACGUGCUCAUAACGCACGUCGGGGUGCACGCGAAGAACUGCACCAACGUGCACAUGUGCUCGAUCAAGAUGCGAACGCUGCAGGACGCUGCCAUCGCUGAGAAAAGUCUGAGGGAUAUUCCCAGUAAUUUUUACCUCGGAGGUGAUGGAAACGUCUACGUCGGUCGGGGCUGGGACACGGCGAAUGCGUACGCCAACAAAUCGCUGGCCGUCUGCUUCAUGGGCGAUUACGGGCGGUACGAACCGAACAAGCUGCAGUUUUCCGCCUUAGACCAUCUUCUAACGUACGGCGAAAAGAAUGAUCUUCUAACGAAGGACUAUAAAAUCGUCGCCCAUCGGCAGACGCAAACCACGCGCAGCCCUGGAAUAAUGCUGUACGAAAAGAUCACCCAGCUGUCUCGGUGGAAUCCAUGUGGGUUGCCUGAGAAGGAAAAGUGUGGCCACGAGAUUGGCCUACCGGAAAUCUGGCGCCAAGAGUACAUACUGCAGGCGACUACCGUACCUGGAGCAACGACCACUGAGGUCAGCAGCACAACUAGUGCGAAAAGUGAAACAUCAGAUUAG
This is a messenger RNA of Anopheles coustani, 909 nucleotides long. RefSeq names its product peptidoglycan-recognition protein LA-like. The transcript has 4 exons. The coding region runs from base 1 to 909 and encodes 302 amino acids. Gene Ontology annotation, biological process: peptidoglycan catabolic process. NCBI's taxonomy places the organism in Eukaryota, Metazoa, Arthropoda, Insecta, Diptera, Culicidae. Gene Ontology annotation, molecular function: N-acetylmuramoyl-L-alanine amidase activity; zinc ion binding. The record is from RefSeq and is a predicted model, not a curated record.